AUGACGCUCCAAUUCUGGGUCCCUCUCCAAGAGGCUAUUUAUGAUCCAUACGUGAUACCUAUUCGAACCAACCCAUCAGAGGACAACAAAUAUACUGUUCACGUCUUUGGUAACGCUGCGCCUCAAGCAGGGACAUUAUCAACUGAAGAAGCCCAGAAUAUUAGAGAUGCGGCAAUUAUAUUGUUUAAAAGAUUAAUUGAAAUAUUGAGAGUAAAGCUGCAACUGCCACCCGAAGAUGAAUGGAAUGAAUGGCAUGAGGAGACAAAACAAAAGUUUAGAUCCUAUCGCCGAGAUAUUGGAGAUAUUAUCUUGAGUGCAUAUGUCAUUCUGCAUGAAGAGCUUCUUGCUUACUUUAUAGAUCUUAUCGCAAACCAAUUAAACACUCCCAAUAGCGAUUUCAAUCGUUACGAGGACGCAGAAUCAACACUAUAUUGUAUUAAAGCUAUUUCAGAGUCAAUGAGUAACUCGGAAAAUACUUAUCUACCAAGGCUCUUUGGUGCUGAAAUAUAUGGACGGUUACCAUCGCACGGACAGACAAGAUUGAGGAAUACGGCUUUAGUAUUAAUCGGUUCCUACGCUGAGUGGUUGAACGAAAACCCGGAUUUCCUGUUUCCAUCUAUCAAUUACAUAAUGGCUAGUCUAAAUGAACCUGGGCUCUCCUCCAGUGCCGCCACGGCAUUCAAAGAUGUCUGUGAGCUAUGUCGUAAUCACUUAGUAAAUGUAGUAGAAACCAUGGUAAAUGCGUAUUUAUCGCUUGGAUCCCAUGUUCAGCCACCACAAAGACAAAAGAUUAUUGAAUCAAUAGCGGACGUCUUACAGAAUUUGCCACUAGAGAAGAUGGUACAACCUAUCCUGGUAUUAACAGGGCAUAUCAUAGAGAAGAGCAAAGAAAUCAUCUCACAUGUACAGGAUCCACCUGUGUUCCGAGACUCCAUAAUGAUUCAACUUGGUUAUCUCACGUCAUGUGCACGGGGUAUACAAGCUAGAGACGAGGAACCAAUUCUUGUGGAUGUUGACAAGGGUAAUUUACGAAUACAGGCCGUGUUCGCAUCAGCGACUGUUACAUCCUUCACAUCUACGAUAACUGACAUUAUUGGAAGUAUUGCUAACGUUUGGUAUCAAGAUCAGGAUGUUAUGGAGUCAGUUUGUAAAUUUCUAAAUGCUGGAAUACGGGAUCCACUCCACCUUCUUUCACUUCCAUUUGAGUUCAUCAUUCGUCUAAUCCAAAACUUUUAUUCUCGAAAACAACACCCAUGUUUGAUGGACACUGCUGCACAACUAUUGACGGUCUACGGGUCUAGGAGUGAAUACAAAGAUGUGUUCCAAGAGAUGCUUGCAACGUUCACUGUCAGCACUCUGAGUAUCGUUACUAACCAGAAUGACAUAGAGGAUUGUCCAGAUGUGGUUAAUUCGUAUUUCGAGCUGCUUUCAAAGUUCAUAAUGAAGUGUCCGAUAUCAUUUUACUCUAUUCCGUCGGACAUGUUCAAGAGCAUAAUCAUGUUCUCUAUAGCUGGUCUUCGUACCUAUGAGCGACUUGCGCUGAAAGCGGCUAUUAACUUUAUGAAAGAAUUCCUAGGCCAAAGUUACCAUGAUGAUCAAUUGAAUGCAGCAAGUGAGAAAGUAAUCAUGACUUAUGGGUUGGAGAUAAUGACGGAAUUAUUAGCAGGAAUAGGUGGGAAAACGCCAAGGUCUUACGUACCAUUAGUGGCUGACGUGCUCUAUAAGAUGACUAGUCGACAUGUUGAGGCUAGUAGUAAUUGGUUGAGAGUUUUACUUUCUCAGGACAACUUCCCUUCGCGUAAUGUCAAGCAGGACGCAAAAGAUUUGUUUGCAAAAAGUAUUCUUGGGACGCGUAAUAUACGCAGAUACAAGGAUUUGGUUAAUGAUUUCUCGCUGAAAUGUCGAGGUUUGGAGAAUACAGCAUAUGGGCGCAUAUGA
Messenger RNA from Paraglomus brasilianum, 1938 nucleotides. The record is from the annotation of a GenBank genome assembly. NCBI's taxonomy places the organism in Eukaryota, Fungi, Glomeromycota, Glomeromycetes, Paraglomerales, Paraglomeraceae.